This is a messenger RNA of Cavia porcellus (domestic guinea pig), 930 nucleotides long. Its product is annotated as olfactory receptor 4A15-like. Gene Ontology annotation, cellular component: plasma membrane. Gene Ontology annotation, biological process: G protein-coupled receptor signaling pathway. Gene Ontology annotation, molecular function: G protein-coupled receptor activity; olfactory receptor activity. The record is from RefSeq and is a predicted model, not a curated record. The transcript has a single exon. NCBI's taxonomy places the organism in Eukaryota, Metazoa, Chordata, Mammalia, Rodentia, Caviidae. Bases 1 to 930 code for a protein of 309 amino acids.
AUGACACAUAGUAACAAUGUCACAGAAUUUGUUUUCCUGGGCCUCACUCAGGAUCCCAAUGGACAACGGGCAUUAUUUGUCAUCUUUUUAUUCAUCUACAUGGUGACCAUGGUGGGCAACCUGCUAAUCAUGGUCACUGUCUUUGUCAGCCCUUCCUUGGGCUCCCCAAUGUACUUCUUCCUUGCAUAUCUGUCACUCAUGGAUGCUGUUUAUUCCACUGCAAUCUCACCCAAGAUGCUUGUAGACCUGCUCAGUGGCCGAAAGAUCAUUUCCUUCCCAGUCUGCAUGGCGCAGCUCUUUGUAGAGCACCUAUUUGCAGGUGCUGAAGUCUUUCUUUUGGUGGUGAUGGCCCUUGACCGCUAUGUGGCCAUCUGUAAGCCUCUACACUAUUUGACCAUCAUGAAUUGGCGAGUUUGCAUCCUCUCACUGGUGAUGGCAUGGGCUGGAGGUUUUGUACACUCUGCGGUUCAACUUGUUUUUGUGUCUAGUCUCCCCUUCUGUGGGCCCAAUGUCAUUGAUCAUUUCAUGUGUGAUUUGUACCCUCUGUUGGAACUUGCAUGCACUGACACUUUCUUUAUUGGCCUCACUGUGGUUGAUAAUGGUGGAGCCAUCUGUAUGGUGGUCUUUAUCCUCCUGCUCAUCUCCUAUAGUUUCAUCUUAAAGUCUCUUAAAACUCACAGUCAGGAAGGGAGGAAAAAAGCCCUUUCUACCUGCAGCUCCCAUAUCACUGUGGUUUUGCUCUUUUUUGUCCCCUGUAUUUUUAUGUAUGUUAGACCUGUUUCCAACUUUCCCAUUGAUAAAUUUAUAAGUGUGGUUUGUACUGUAAUUACUCCCAUGCUGAAUCCUUUAAUAUAUACCCUAAGAAAUUCAGAAAUGAAAAGUGCUAUGAGAAAACUUUGGUGUAGAAUGUUAAAUGGAGAUAGAAUAUAA